AUGGGUCCGGCGUGGCUGAUACUUCCUCGCUGUAGUUGGGGCAGAUUAUCCAAUCCAGCUUGUCUAGGCGUCCCAUCCCAAGUCAUGAAAUGGGGCCUCUUAGCCGAGCUUUCAUUUGACGAUAUGGCUGCUGCCUCUGUUAUGCACGUUCCAUUGCUGAAAGAAGAGGCUUCUUGCUUGACAUUCUUAUAUUUUUUGCCGUGCUGGAAUCCUCGAGGAGCGACAAUUCCACAGGUCUCGCACACUACCCGCCCAUUGACCUUUCACGAGGUCACGACCUUCCAAGGCACACGCGAUAUCGACCAUAGCCAGCAUUCGCAGCAUGAAAAUGGCCACGAGCAGCCCCGAGAGCACAUUUUGCCAUGGUCGCAGUGCAUGCAGGCUUCGACGCAUGCACAAAUGGUCCCAGUAAUUUCAUCUCAGCUGCCUAAAUGCGUCCAUCAUUCGCAGUCAUUCCACUCAUGCUGGGCAGCUCAGUCUUGGUUCCCCAGUGUGAAUGGCUACCUGGGCAAGCACUGGAAUGCAAACAGUCCGCUGGAUGCAGAAGUCGAGUUCUUCAGCUCACUGUUCAACGUGGGACAUCACUCGAUCGAGUCCUGCCUGUCCUUGCUCCGGUGGAUGUAUACCAGACAUUCAUUCAUACGUUUGGUUCAGAACUGCCACAUUGGAAUGUCGAACGUUUGCCAUGUUUGCCUCCCCGAGGGAGCCCCAAAAUCAUUCCUAAAUCGUCCCACAAACUCAACAAGAAUAAUGCUGUGGAACUUACGCCAACGGAUGAAGAUGGUGUCUAAAGUGGUGUUGCUGGUGCUCCAGCUGAUUUGUGUCGCUGAUGCUGUAGUAAUUGACGCGCGGCGCUGCGAACUGGCAUUUGGUGUCUGUAGUGGCGCAGUUGGAGUCACUAAAUCUCCCCGCCUGGCUUCUAUGCGUUGCCUAGCCAAGUGGUAG
Molecule: messenger RNA, 945 nt
Organism: Pseudocercospora fijiensis CIRAD86
Lineage: Eukaryota; Fungi; Ascomycota; Dothideomycetes; Mycosphaerellales; Mycosphaerellaceae
Exons: 8
Coding region: 1-945 (314 amino acids)
Source: RefSeq, a predicted model, not a curated record